CCAUCGGACUCGGUUCAUUUUUCUCUGUCUCUCGGGCUUUCUAUCAAAUCGUCAGGUCUCUCUCUCUCGGUGGUGGAGUAGAUGUUGGCUUUUGGUUUGGAGUUGGUUUUGUAAAUCGAUCGUUCACUACCAUCCGUUGUUGACCUUCUAUUUGACAUUGAUUUAUGAGUUUCGAAGGGAACAAAAGAGUGGGAGAUAACAUUUCCGACUUCCGGCGAGGUUCCGACCUGCAAACUCACCGGCUGACCACACCGGCGUCUCUUUGUUGGGCGGCUUCCGUCGAGGGGCAGCCACAGCAAACCUCCGACGGCUGGGUGCAUUUGCCGGCACCCUGCAAACCUCCGCCUGUCGGACCUCGUUCUACGCCUGCUCAGCCAUCUCUGGGCAACAACCAGAACUCAACAUUAUUGGAAACAAAUACAGAAUGAGCAAGGAUUGGCCCUAUGAGGUGAUUUUGAAGGCUGUCUUUCCUUUGUUGAGUGGUUCAGACUUGGCAGCAUGCAUGUGUGUGUGCCGCCAAUGGCGAGACAUAGGCAGAGAUGAGUACUUCUGGAAAGGUCUUUGUGCAGAAAGAUGGCCAUCCAUCUGCAAGAAGUCUUCACCACCACCUUUUGGCUACUAUAAACUCUAUCUAACAUUCUGUAAGAAACAACCUCCACGGCCGCUCCUACCUCCAAAUCUCUCCUUUACCAACCUGGAAUUCUAUAUUGAUGUCUGGUCCGAUGAGAAACUUGUAUUUUCAGAGGUUGUUCCUGGCCCUAUCUUGCAAGCAGGCAUCAAGAAUCCACCUCCUGGCAUUUCUGACGUUCUCAGGCUUCGCUUAGAAGGCCCUGGGUACAAGAUGAUGAUGGCGAUUGACCCAUGGUUCCCAAUGGUCCAAAGCGAGAGUAUUAGUGCUUCUGUUCUUGUUUCUCGACAAGACACGAAGAAGCUUGCUCGCAUAAUCAAUAAGUCAAGUUUUGAUUAUGUGGAUGGGAUGGGCAGGGCAUUUGCUUAUGACUAUUUGGAAUUCUCACCUUUGCAUCCAUUUAUAUCAGGCAUCAGGGCCUGGCUGUCUCUGCUGUUAAUGGAAGACGGGGAUGGUGGUAAUGUUGUUUUUGGGAUCGAAAUGGAUUUCUUUGAUGCUGCAAACUCUGAGGAUGAGGUUUUGUGGCUUCUGGAUAUGCUGGAUUGGAAGUGAUGUGUGUGUCAUAGCUCAUCAAAUUUAAAUUUCUAGUCGACUCAGCCAGGAACAGCUGAACUCAAGUACCCACAGAGGGCACCAGUGAGGAAUGUAGGCUGUGCAGCUGAAAGACGAAUUAUGAUUGUAACUGUAGUCGUCGUGCAGAGGGAGCCUGCACCUAGUUUAUGCCAUGGUACUCGCAUUUUCUGGACCCAUACAAUUGGGUCAUGGUACUUUCCUCUUCUCAGAUAGUACCGGCCAAGUUUUGUGGUGGCUUAUUGGACCUCUAUAGCGAUUGAAGCUUGUGCGAAAGCUAUAACGGCUGGUCACAAGUUGCUACCAUCACAAAUGUCUGUUUGGGUAGGGGACAAAAGCCUUGAUUAGAUAUUUCCUCCACCAGCCUAAAUGAACGCUCAUAUACUAUUACUGCUUUAACUAUCAACUUCUUUGUACGAUCCAUAUCGAUUUUUUAUAAUGGAAGAUAAGUUGCAACAGA
This is a messenger RNA of Nymphaea colorata (pocket water lily), 1658 nucleotides long. RefSeq names its product F-box protein At5g39250. The record is from RefSeq and is a predicted model, not a curated record. Bases 425 to 1180 code for a protein of 251 amino acids. NCBI's taxonomy places the organism in Eukaryota, Viridiplantae, Streptophyta, Magnoliopsida, Nymphaeales, Nymphaeaceae. The transcript is spliced from 3 exons. Gene Ontology annotation, molecular function: protein binding.